GUGUUGCUGUUUGCAGUUGUCGGGUUCAGCUGUUCAUCUCGCGUGCCAUAUAUCCCAAAUGCAUCAUGGGUAACCUCUCUCUUCUGGCUUUCCUUCGAUGGGUCUUUUUUUCCUUCCUCCCUUCAUUUUAUUGAGAACAACGCUUUGGAGACUGAAGAGUAAAUUCCCAUUUUUUCCGUCGACAUCUUCCUCAAACUUCGGUGAUCUGUAGCAGCCAUGGCCCGUACCAAGCAGACUGCCCGUAAGUCCACUGGAGGCAAAGCCCCACGUAAGCAGCUGGCCACCAAGGCAGCUCGCAAAAGCGCCCCUUCCACUGGUGGUGUCAAGAAGCCCCAUCGCUACAGGCCCGGAACUGUAGCUCUGCGAGAGAUCCGUCGUUAUCAGAAGUCCACCGAGCUGCUGAUCCGCAAGCUACCCUUCCAGCGUCUGGUGAGAGAGAUCGCCCAGGACUUCAAGACGGACCUGCGUUUCCAGAGUGCAGCCAUCGGAGCUCUGCAGGAGGCCAGCGAGGCGUACCUGGUCGGCCUGUUCGAGGACACCAACCUGUGCGCCAUUCACGCCAAGCGUGUCACCAUCAUGCCCAAAGAUAUCCAGCUGGCCCGCCGUAUCCGUGGAGAGCGUGCUUAAAAUAUUAUGCUUGAUGAUGCACUGUCCUCUAAUUUCUCCUUCAUCUCUACUUAGUAGUUUGGUUUGAGGUUCUAGAUACACACAAAUAUAUCUAUAUCUAUAAAAACCAUAUGAUUGUGAUAACCGUAAGUUUGUGAUCAUGUCUCCUAUGGUGCUACUAGUAGCAGCUUUUCUGUAGUGGUAUUUUUACAUAUUUCAAACUCGGGCCCAAUUAGUAAAAACACAGGAAUACUUUGUUACCUCGAUGAAUACGGUGUUUGGAGGCAAGGGUCGUGUGUGAAACGGGCAUAGGAAUCGGGAUUAUGAUUGACAUUUAGAUCUAACUGUUAAACAAAUAUAAUCUUUCUUUUCAGAUAGAAAUUUGUUGUAAAAGUAUUGAUUUUGUUUAUCUUAUUUACAAUAAUGUUGUAUUUUUACUGUUACUGGUCUAUGUAUCUGAGUAGAAGCGUGUGAUCUGCUUGUAGUUGUGGUCACUCAGACCACCAACGCUGCAUGGUUUUGGUCUGGUAGACUUCCACGGCGUAGAUGUAGCAGACCUGUAUCAUGUUUUAAUUUACAACCAUGGUAUUAUGUCCAGGUAAUUGUUUUCCUCUCUCAGGUUGAUAUGAUAACCUAUUUUUUCUACUGUGGUUUUGAUUUGUGCUUUUGGUCGUUUUUAAGAAACAAAAUUUGUACUUUGGACUUAACUUUCAGACACAAUAAAAUGAUUCUUGUGGUUCAAAGACUCAGAAAUUUCA
Molecule: messenger RNA, 1364 nt
Organism: Nothobranchius furzeri (turquoise killifish)
Lineage: Eukaryota; Metazoa; Chordata; Actinopteri; Cyprinodontiformes; Nothobranchiidae
Product: histone H3.3A
Cellular component (GO): nucleus; nucleosome
Molecular function (GO): DNA binding; structural constituent of chromatin; protein heterodimerization activity
Source: RefSeq, a predicted model, not a curated record